This is a messenger RNA of Cuscuta europaea, 6242 nucleotides long. The record is from the annotation of a GenBank genome assembly. Lineage: Eukaryota; Viridiplantae; Streptophyta; Magnoliopsida; Solanales; Convolvulaceae.
CUCCCAACACAUUUGAAAUAUGUGUUUUUGGGGAACAAAGAGACACUACCGGUCAUUAUCUCAAACAAAUUGACCGGAGAACAAGAAGGCAAGUUGAUAGCAGUGCUCAAGGAGCAUAAACUAGCAAUUGGAUGGACUAUAGCCGACAUCAAAGGCAUUAGUCCAUCUACUUGCAUGCAUCGCAUCUUAAUGGAAGAUGAAGCCAAGCCGGUACGACAGCCGCAACGAAGACUAAACCCACCUAUGAUGGAGGUGGUCAAAAAGGAGGUGAUCAAACUACUCCAAAUGGGGAUAAUCUUCCCCAUCUCCGACAGCAAAUGGGUUAGCCCAACCCAAGUGGUUCCAAAGAAGACCGGAGUCACGGUAGUGGAAAACAAACAUGGAGAACUUAUGCCCACCCGAAUUCAAAAUGGAUGGAGGGUAUGUAUAGAUUACCGUAGACUCAAUGCGGUAACUAGAAAGGAUUUCUUUCCUUUACCCUUCAUCGACCAAAUGCUUGAGAGACUUGCCGGGCAUAAGUUCUAUUGCUUUCUCGAUGGCUACUCCGGGUACUUUCAAGUGCCUAUAGCCCCUGAAGAUCAAGAGAAGACCACUUUCACUUGUCCAUUUGGUACUUUUGCAUACCGGUGCAUGCCAUUCGGACUUUGCAAUGCCCCGGCCACAUUCCAACGAUGCAUGAUGAGCAUAUUCUCUGAAUAUGUUGAGCUAUUUAUGGAAGUCUUUAUGGAUGAUUUUACAAUCCAUGGAGACUCAUUUGAUUCAUGUCUACUUCAUCUAUCUCUUGUUUUGAAGAAUUGUUUAGAAUCAAAUCUUGUUCUAAACUCUGAAAAAUGUCACUUUAUGGUGGAGGAAGGAAUUGUCCUAGGCCAUGUGAUUUCGUCCAAAGGAAUAGAGGUGGACAAAGCAAAAGUGGAGGUUAUCCAAUCACUACCUUAUCCUACCACCGUUAAAGAGAUACGAUCAUUCCUUGGACAUGCAGGUUUCUACAGGAGGUUCAUCAAAGAUUUCUCAAAGAUUGCAUCUCCUUUAUGCACACUUUUGCAAAAGGAGGUGGAGUUCAUAUUCUCCGAGGACUGCAAAAAGGCCUUCAAUGCUUUGAAGGAGAAAUUAGUAACCGCACCUAUCAUCCAAGCCCCGGAUUGGUCUCUUCCCUUUGAGAUCAUGUGUGAUGCUAGUGACUAUGCGGUCGGGGCCGUUUUGGGCCAAAAGGUGGGAAGAGCAUCUCAUGUGAUCUAUUAUGCAUCCACCACACUCAAUGAUGCCCAACGCAACUACGCCACCACCGAAAAAGAAAUGUUGGCCGUCGUUUAUGCGCUCGAAAAAUUCAGGUCAUAUUUACUUGGUACCAAAGUGAUCAUUUACACUGAUCAUGCGGCUAUUAGGUUCCUGAUGACAAAGAAAGAGGCCAAACCACGGCUGAUUCGAUGGAUACUACUCCUGAGCGAGUUUGAUGUUGAGAUCAAGGACAAGAAAGGCAUGGAGAACUUGGUGGCCGAUCACUUGAGCCGUUUGGUCUUGGGUGAAGGAAACAAUCAUAUCAAAGAUGAUAUCCGAGGCGAAUUUCCCGAUGAGACCCUUUUCUCCCUUAAGGAAAUUCGUCCUUGGUACGCUCACAUUGUUAAUUUCCUUGUUCUAAACAGAUUUCCACCAAGCUUCUCUAAAGCUCAAAGAGAGAAACUCCAGCAUGAUGCAAAGCAAUACGUAUGGGAUGAACCAUAUUUAUGGAAACAUUGCAAAGAUCAGGUCAUUCGAAGGUGCAUUCCCGAAACAGAAAUUGCAUCCAUACUUGCUUUUUGUCACUCACAUGCAUGUGGUGGCCACUUUGGAGGAAAACGAACAUCCAUGAAGGUACUUGAAUGUGGUUUUGGUGGCCAAGCUUAUUCCGAGAUGCUCAUGUCUAUUGUCAAUCUUGUGAUAAUUGCCAACGCAUGGGCAACAUCUCUCGAAAGCACGAGAUGCCACAAGUUCCUAUGCUCUACGUGGAGAUCUUUGAUGUGUGGGGAAUAGAUUUCAUGGGACCUUUUCCUAAUUCCCAUGGAAAUCUAUACAUUCUAUUGGCGGUAGAUUACGUAUCCAAAUGGGUGGAAGCAAAAGCCACAAAGACCGAUGAUGCCAAAGCGGUGACUGAAUUCCUCAAAACCCGCAUCUUCUCAAGGUUUGGGGUACCACGCAUCUUGAUAAGCGACAGAGGCACUCACUUCUACAACAAAACUGUGAGUACCUUGUUAAAAAAAUAUGGCGUCACACAUAAACUCUCCACCGCCUACCACCCACAGACAAACGGUCAAGCUGAGGUAUCAAACAGAGAGCUGAAAUCUAUUCUUCAAAAGACAGUAAAUCCAAACCGUAAGGAUUGGAGCCUGCGCAUGGAUGAUGCCUUAUGGGCAUACAGGACCGCUUUCAAAACCCCAAUUGGAAUGUCACCCUAUAGACUCGUGUUCGGUAAGGCCUGUCAUCUUCCGGUCGAACUCGAACACAAGUCUUAUUGGGCGGUCAAAACAUUCAAUCUCGACAUGGCUAAAGCGGGAGAGCAAAGGAAGCUACAACUCCAAGAACUAGAAGAGCUUCGAUUGGAGUCCUAUGAGAAUGCCGCCAUCUACAAGGAAAAGACGAAGGUAUGGCAUGACAAGAUGAUAAUAAGAAAGGAUUUCCAAGUUGGAGACAAAGUCCUUCUUUUUCUCUCACGCCUUCGUCUUUUCCCCGGAAAAUUGAGAUCACGAUGGGAAGGACCAUUCGAGGUGGUCAAAGUCUACACCCAUGGCGCAGUGGAAAUAAAAAGCCUCGACACCGGAAAAAUCCUCAAGGUUAAUGGACAUCAACUCAAACCAUUCCUUGAAGGUUUCCAGAAAGAAAGCAUUGAAUGCAUGGAUCUCAUCGAUCCAAUCUUUGAAGAAUGAACACAACAAUGGCGUCGUGCCGCGACGUUAACUAAGGCGCUUCUUGGGAGGCAACCCAAGCAAGGUACAUUUUUCUUUUAUUGUUAACCCCCCUGUCAAUGUUUUCAAUUAUGUUUUUGAGAGGUUGAGAGAGAGGGCACUAAUCAGGUUUGUGGAGGAAAAAAGAUAAAAAUGCAGGUUUUGGAGCAUCUGGGGACAUACCCGAUCGAGUACAACCUUAUACUCGAUCGGGUAUGACCAAAAAGAAAAGGGACCGGGCAUUACUCGAUCGAGGAAGCACUCAAAAAUUGAAAAACAAGGAAUACCCGAUCGGGUAUCACUAUACACCCAGUCGGGUAUGUAUAGAAAUGCUAAAAUUGAAGGAGACUGACUCCCACACUCGACCGAGUACCUGCUUUAAAAGUAGAAAAAAAAGCACAUACCCGAUCGAGUAUGGAGGAAUACUCGACCAGGUACAGGAGGCAGGCUUCUCACAAAGUUCAUUUUCCAGACAUACUCGACCGGGUAACAACACACUACCCGAUCGAGUACAGGAGGCAGGCCGCUCAAAAACUAAACUUUCCAGCAAUACUCGACCGGGUAACAGUACAUACCCGAUCGAGUACGGGAGACAGAUUGCUCAAAAAGGCCACUUUCCAAACAUACCCGACCGAGUAUCAGCACAUACUCGAUCGGGUAUACGGGUAUUAUAACCCCAAAUCAGCCCCAAACACUUCAUCUUCCCCAAAAUCCCCAACCCCAAUUCGAAAAAAACACCCCCAACCUCCAUUUUUACACCUUCUCUCUACCAUAUCUCCCCCAUUUCUUCACCAAAUCAUUCCAUUUCAACACCAAAACACUCCCCUCAUCCUCCUCUACACACUCAUACUCACCAAUCCCAUUCUCCCCCAAAUUUCAGAGGUCCGAAAAACCCUACCCCCCACCUUCAAAUUUCGGAUUUCAAGGCCAAAUUCACUCCAAAAUGGCUCCAAGGAAAGAGAAAGGACAAAGCUCAAGCACUAGGGCAUCCAUCCCGGGCUACGAGGACAUCCUCUACAUGGACAACGAACACCGCACCCGCUUCGUGUCCACAAUUGAAAGGCAAGUUAAACCUUCUCGCUUUUUAUGUCAUGAUGCCCUAAAGGAAUUAGGAGUGUACAAAAUGAUGAAGAAAUUUUUUCAUGAGUUGAGCAUGGACAAAAUUUUCAAAAUGCAAUAUCACUCAAAUGAAAAAAUUAUCUAUGAAUUCCUAAGCUCUGUGCACUUUGAGAACAAUGAAGAGGAUUUUAGGGAUGAUAAACUCAGGUUUCGAUUGUUUAACCACAACCACACCACCACGAAACUUGAGUUCGCCAAACACUUUGGUAUUCCGGUCCCGUACCAAAAAUCUAUAUCCGACAAUACCGCCUUCGGCCAUACCCUAUGGACAAAGAUGACCGGGGAGACUAAAUUUAGCUCCUCCCAACUCUAUAUUAGUCAUGUCCAACAUCCCGUCCUCCGCCUAUUUUUGAAAUUCCUCGCCAACUCCUUACUUGGACGUCCCAACAACCAUCACACUAGGAUGGGUGAUGUGUGCCUGAUAUCGGUAGCCCUAUUCUGUAUCCACGUAGAUUUCAACCUAUGUAAUCUUAUGUGGGCACAUCUAAAAAAAGAAAGUGUGGCAAAGGGUGCUAUUGUAGUGGGCGGGGUGAUUAUGCACUUGGCCACAAAGUUCGGGUAUACGGAUAACUCUCCUAUACCCGACUACUGUUUGAUGAACAUUGCUUGGCUGGGCCACUCGGGCUGUACAUCUUUUUCACACACCGUUUAUGGUGACGCAGGGCCCAGAAAUAUGUACAACUGGCACAUCCACCCCAAACCCCUAAAAUACUUCCUCCUUCCCAACCCAGAACUCCCCCAACUCCACUACAAAACUGGAAGAGCGGAGCAACAUUACCUCUUCCCACACGCCCUUCCACCCCAUCUCCGGGAACCAGAACAAGAACCUCCCCAACACCAACCUGAUUACGAGCCCUAUGCUCAACUCCAUAGCCAUCACAACAUGGGCCAGGACCUCCCAGAACAGAGCCAAAACCCUCCACCACCCGACUUCUUUCAACAACUUCUGGAGGGUCAACAACAACUUCUUUCGAGAAUAGCCCAAAUGGACAACCGGCUCAACCGAUUAGAGGAGGAGCAAAGAGCCGGUUUUCAAAUAUUGGAGGAUGAGCAAAGAGCCGGCUUUCAACGAUUGGAGGAGCUCAGGGAGGCCGAUAGACAUCGGUAUGAGGAAGACCAACAUAGGUUCUACGGACCUAUGUACUCUUAUAUGGCACAGCAGGGAUCCUUCCAUACCAUGGCGAACCCCCUCCACCACCCUCGUGGUAUGACCCCACUCAUUGGGGUAACUUUGGAGGAUCUGGCUCCGGGGGUGGAGGAUAUGAUGGCGGAGAUGGCGGGGACACCUACAUGGGAGAUGGUGGCCAAGGGAGCGGCUUCGGAGGGAGCUACUACGGAGGAGAAGGCGGGCACUAGGGACAGUGCUUGAUUAAGUGUGGGGGAGACACUCAUGAUGGUAUGUAAUUUUCAUUUCUACCUAGCACUAUGCAUGUAAUUCUUUUGAACUUUUAAACAAAAAAAAAUAAAAAAAAAAUAAACAAAAGAAAAUAAAUGCUAGUUAGAUUGAAAACCCAACAAAAUGGGCAAUCUAAGCAAAAAAAAGGCUUAUAAAAAAAUGAGUGAGUUGGAGAGAAUGAAAAAUGAAAAGAGGUGCUAGGAUGAAAACCUGAAAAGGCUCCUAGGCAAAAUGAGAGAUAUGAGAGAAAUGUUUGUUCUUGCAGGCACCCAUUGUAUCCGUGUGAAGAAUAAGAAGAUUCAAGAUAAAGAAGAAGAGAGGAGGAGAAAAGAAGAUAACACUAGGAGGCCAUUAAACCCAAGAUGCUCUUUUGUAAUUUGAGUUUAAAACUCAUUUUUCUUUGUCAUCCUUGGUGGUCUUUGUGUUUGUAUUGUGUUUUUGUUGAACUGUGGAACUUUUGGACAAACAUUGACACUUGUAAACAUUUGAUCUUACUCGAGACAAGUAAAGGUUUAAUUGUGGGGGAGUUGAUACGUUCGUAAUUUCCAUAUUUAUGUUUAUGUUUUUAAUUAGUUUUGCUUGACUUUUACUUUGGAAAUUACACACUUUUGGUGUAAUAGAUUAGAUUGUUAAAUUCUUGUAAAUAGGUUAGAUUAGAUAUAUUCUGAGCUCAAGCAGGUUUUGGUCACUCGAAGUACAGUUGGUGAACCCAAAAAGUGAAAAGAAGGUGCAAAAGUUCAAAGACAAAAGAAGAUCCUGAAAUUUGGUCUAUACUCGGUCGAGUAUUAGCUAUACUCGAUCGGGUAUUAGGU